UCGACCCCGAGAGAAAAAUGUUGUCUACGACCAUCAUACUCGGUAUCGCAUGCGGUAUAGGUGGAGCCCUCUUCCUCAUCUCCCUCUACGCUGUCUACACCUACUCACGCGCAUGCGCACGAUGUAAGGAGAAGACUCUUAGAGAGCAGCAAGAAGCAGCCGGAACUAUUAACAUUGCUGAACCGCCCAAGAAUUUCUUCAUUCCUAAAGAAAGGAUAGCCGUUCAGCCCAUCGCUAACCGUAUCCAGUCACCUCCACAGAAGAUCGAAUCUCCAAACCGGUCCGAUCCGGAGCUGAACAGUCUCAGUACGAGUGACUCCAGCCACAAUGGCUCAUUUAGCGGUUCAUUCGAAUCUGAAUUCGGCACCGUCAAACCGGAAUUGUAUCCAAGGAGAGAUGACCGACUGGUGAUGAAUCAGUCGGACCAGUAUGGAAUCAGCGGUUCGACUAUCCGUUCCAAACAAGGCAAGAAGAUUGGACGGCUUCACGUCAAACUUAAAUAUGACUUCAAUACAUCCGACUUUGUCAUCAAAGUGGUCGAAGCCGAUCACUUACCCGCGAUGGAUAUUGGUGGUUCUAGUGACCCCUACGUCAAGAUAUCCCUUGAACCUGAUGAGGAAAGAAAGAUUAAACAGUCUGUAGUACAAAGGCGGACUCUAAACCCGGUGUGGAAUGAAAUCUUUAAGUUCCCUACAACAUAUGAAGAGCUGCAAGAAAAGACCGUCCGAUUUUCAGUCUUUGACUUUGAUAAGUUUUCCCGCCAUGAUGCAAUCGGUGAGGUAUUGGUCCGGAUCAAUGACGUAGAUGUGUCACGUGAGCUAGAUGUGUGGAGCGAACUCAGGUCACCACAGUCGAGAAAGGAGGAACUCGGUGACAUUUUGUUUUCAGUCAGCUAUCUGCCUACAGCUGAGAGACUGACGGUUGUGGUGCUUAAAGCUAGGAAUCUUAAAACAAUGGACAUCAAUGGAAGCUCGGAUCCAUUCGUGAAGGUGUCCUUGCUUCAGGGAGGCAGAAGGGUGAAGAAAAAGAAAACCAGCGUCAGGAAAUGCAACUGCAAUCCGACAUGGAACGAGGCUAUAAUAUUCAACGUACCUGCUGCUGCACUCAACGCAUGUAGCUUAGAGCUGAUCGUGAUGGACUAUGAUCUUCUGGGUCAAUGUGAGAAGAUAGGAGAAACAGUGGUUGGACCUCAUUCCGGAGGACUCGGCCAGGACCAAUGGACUGAGAUGGUCCAGACUCCAAGGAAACCGGUAUCAGUAUGGCACACGCUCAGACCAUGAAUCAACCCAUUCCACAAGAAUCCUUCCGAUUGAUGUUGAUAGAUUAGCAACAAACUCCUGCCAUGUGCCACAAGCCAUGUCACAAGUCAUUCAAUUGAAGUAACUUUAGGUUUCUCAACUCGUCACCAAGUUUGAGGACAAGUUUCACGAAUGAAUUAUACGAGUGAGAUUUCAAUUCAUUAAACUCUAUUUCACUUCGCUUAAUUAACAAAUUGUACGUACAACAAUAUUUGCAGGAUACAUAUUCCAAACUGAACCUGUAUCUUUGCUCGAAGAAAAAACAUCGACGUUAGUUUAAGCAAAGCGUAUAUGUCAACACAAUGGCACGGAAGGGGCCAUAGCCUGUAAAUGAAAGAUCAAAUAAUGAGCAUCAGACAAAAAUUAAUUCAAGUCAUUGCGGGAAUAAUGGCAUUUUGGGCGUCCCUAAUUGAUAUCAGAUGUCAGAGUGUGUUCAUCGAUGACGCUGGUACUCCACGGUAUGUCAGCCACUGUGUACGGAUACGACUAAAUGUGUUUUGUUUUUGUACGCUUCGUUAAAACCAUGGGUGUACAAAUAGGACACAGUUUGAAACAUGUUAAUAUUUCAUAGGACAUGGUGUUUAUGGUGAAAUCUAAAUUCAGGUAUCGCUUCAUAUAGUGUUUAGUAUUAAAGCUUUCGCAGAUAAAAUAAUGUAGGGAAGCUUCAUGGCCGCGCACUAAAAUUGUAGCACUGUCUGAACAUUAAAACGAUUAAUUUGAGAAUUACAGUAUUAUACCAUAAUAAUGUCGACAUAAGUCCGAAUCGAGUAAUUCCGUUAAAGCCGACGCAUUGGUCUAAGAAUAACAAAAGUAUAACAAAACUUCGACAUCACACUAGCGUCCGUAGUUAAUCACGAUUUUGGACAAAUGCUGAAGGCCAAACUCGGGUUCAAAUUGUCAGUAGAAUACGGGUCCAAAAGAACACUUUCCGUUGGCCAAUCUUUUAAUUGACAAACAUUGGAUUGCCUUGGAGAAUAUUUAUUCGCUUAAGCUUGAUUCGGGCGCCAAAGCGAUUAUUAACUCACAACAUUUUAGGAUGAAAAUGCAAAUUAACAGACCAGCCGACAGCUAGACAUAAAUUAGUUGCAUUAAAACCUUUAUUUUAAAGCUCUUAACUUAAGUCGGAUGACAAGACAUCGGUCAGAAUUUGCCGCUAUGUACCUAUGGGAAAUAGAGGGACCCUGUGGGACACCAGAUGCCUAUCCGAUUUUAAUUCCUACGUCCCCGCAGUGAUUACAAGGUAGGAGUACUCCUCAGGGAAUGUAGAUGGUUUAUGUGCUUGAUUUAUUAUGUUGGUUUGGUAUUAACGACUGUAAUGUGGAGGUGCCAUGGUAAAGAAGUUCAUUCACUUGACCCUCAGUCCGAGGGUUGAGGGUUCGAAUCCUAGCGCGGCAUUGCCGUAAUCCACAUGUGCCACUUAACCCCAGAUGCAAAUGGGUACAUGGAAACUGUUGUGUGAUAGUAAUUGCAGGGCCCUCAGGGAGAGCAGCAUUGAUGCGACGAGGUUUCCAAUGAAAAACAAAAUUAUUAUAAUUAUAUUAUAAUGUACCAAAGACAGUAUGAAUCCCGUUUACCUACAUAUGCACAAAUAAUAUGUGAAAGAAAUGCAUCAAACCCUUUAAAAACUAAUCUAUUGUGUCCUCAGAUACCUAGGACUCACAUGAAUUUAAUGAUAGUUUUCCGAAGUAAUAUUUCUAUUGCAUAGAGGUGUUGAAGUCUAGUGGAUACGUCUCCUGACUGUACAGCACAAGGUAUGGGGUUCAAAUCCACGCCGAAGCACUGCCGUCCUUUGGCCCGACACGAAUCUACAUUUGCUCUCGACCCAGGAAUAGUAAGUGGAUACCUGGCAGGAUUUAUUCUGUGAAUGCAUGGGCGUUACGGUUGCUGUGAAGCCCGUGUACUUUUCCUGGUAGCGUGCCAUAGUAAUUAGUCUUCUUGGGGUAGUUGUCCACCAUGCCAUUGAUGUAGAAUCUUUCGAAAGUCGAUUUUCAAGAUAAUAUACUACAAUGACGCGUGGAAACAUCACAAUGAUGAUGAUAAGAAAGAGAAGAAGAAGAAGAAAAAAAGAAGUAAAAAAAGAAGAAGAAGAAGGAAAAAAAUGUAAGAAGAACAAAAACAACAUUGGAUAUUUCUAUAGCCCACGGUUCCAUCACGCAAGUUACCCAUUAUAACGCCAGGGGUGGAGAGUGGCAAAUGAAGAGAAAUGCCUUGUCAAAGGACUCAGACUGCAAACCAUGUUAUACAUAGUUCGACGACGUAUCCACUAGAGAAUAUAAAACAUAUAAUCUCAUGGAUUAUAGACACCUCCCAAAAUAGAAAUCAUGAUAAUUGUUUACGAUGAGGCUAAGUUUUGUGAAUGAUCUGUGUUGCCUCUUAAAUAUUCGUAUCCUGUAUCGAUUGUUGUCUCAAAUUGUAUAUACUACCUCGAGUUUUACAUUUUUUCGGAUUUGAAAUGUUUUAAUGAUAAAUAUGUGUGAAAUUUAAUACAUUUUUAGUGAUACACGUUUCUGAUUUAUCGAACAUUACCUAUUGAAAUGGCGUUUUACUGUGAUUUUACAUUUUAUGUAAAUAUGAAUUUACAGUCAUAUGAUCUAUAACGAUGUAAAUAAAAUUUUAUGGUGAGUAUUACGUAUAUAUAUAUAUAUAUAUAUAUACGCAGGUGAACUUAAUUUCGGGAUAUUUUCUUUGAAUAUUCUUGCAAAUAUACAACCCACCAUCUAUCUAACACUAUUCCAUGGUAUUUGGGCCUGUAACUAACUAUGUCUUAACUAUUCCUUAACGAGUUCGAAAGUAUUAUACAUAUUCGAAACUCUAUUGGGAAUCUUUGAAACGAAAUAUAUCGAUAUUUGCACAGUUUAUAAAGGCAUUCAAAAAUUAAAAGACACUACCAGAAAAAACAAAAACAAACAAGAGAAACGAUGAUUCCGGUUUCUUUAAGCUGAGAGUCCGAGUAUUCAUUCAUUUUAAAUCCAUGAGGACCAAGAAUCGCUACAAAAGAGUCCACAAACAAAAUAGGCCUCCACUUUUUACAUUAUUAACAAGACUCACGAUAUACUCUGGGAACUUAUCGGAAUUGUAUGAUAUCCUACAAACUUACCGUCAUCGUAAGCUUCCAGUGAAUUCACGUUUAAUCUUUUUUGAAAUUAUACAUUUCUGUAAAUAUUGUAGUAUCUGUAUUGAUAAAGAAGAUUUAUUUAUUGAUUUCCUUCGUAAGGUAUGUUCGAUGUUAAAUUGUAUGUACGGUGCUCUUGUGUUUUAAUUUCAGAAUGUGAUAUAGUUUAUUGGAUAAAAGUUCUAUAUUUUGAUGAAACAGAUCUUUAAAACAAAUGUUGACAUGUAUAUCAAAACUCUAUUGUACUGAUAUUUUACCUAUUAUUGAAUAUAUUUGUUAAUGUAAGAUGUUUUGUUUGGAAUGUUUUUUGUGUCUAUGUCUCAUUAAUUCUAUGUAGCAGACAUUUGCAAAUUGUACAAACGAAGAAAACACUUUGAAAUAGACUUCGAUUAUAUUGGGAAGUCGC
Strongylocentrotus purpuratus (purple sea urchin) is the source of this 4816-nucleotide messenger RNA. Its product is annotated as synaptotagmin-5. The transcript is spliced from 7 exons. Lineage: Eukaryota; Metazoa; Echinodermata; Echinoidea; Camarodonta; Strongylocentrotidae. Gene Ontology annotation, molecular function: calcium ion binding; clathrin binding; syntaxin binding. The record is from RefSeq and is a predicted model, not a curated record. Gene Ontology annotation, biological process: cellular response to calcium ion; regulation of calcium ion-dependent exocytosis; regulation of dopamine secretion. The coding region runs from base 18 to 1280 and encodes 420 amino acids. Gene Ontology annotation, cellular component: membrane.